AUGGCUCUGACAGGUACAUGUACAAACAGAGUCCAGAACAAGAUAAUUACUACAUUACAGAUGGAAUCAUAUGAGACAAUACAAGUAACAAGUUCCAGAAUAAAUUUGCAUUUACAAAUACAACCAAAAACAGACAAGCCGAAGAAGCAAAUUGCUGACUUCAUCAACCAGCCUUGUCAACGUCAGUGUGGCAUUGUUUAUUGUGCACGACGAAAAGACACUGUUGAUCUUGCACAUGAACUAAAGUCUGCAAAUAUCAAUGCUGUUUUUGUUCAUGGUGAUCUCAAUGAUCUCGAAAGAAGAAAGCAUGAGCGUGCCUGGACUAUUGGUCUUGCCCAAGUGAUAUGUGCCACUAAAUCAUUUGGCAUGGGUAUUGACCGAAAAGAUGAGCAAUUUGUCCUUGACAUGUGCUUUCCCGAAAGCAUUGAUGAUUACUACCAAGGCAUUGGUCGUGCUGGUAGAGAUGGACUACUUACAUUGUGCACACUGUUUUUCAAACAUGAAGACCGAUCAUUCCAUCUCCAUAACAUACUUAAAAUUGAAGACAAGGACUAUCAAGAACACAAAUACAACAUGAAUAAAAUGGUAAAGUACUGUGACAGUGGUUCUUCAUGUCACCAUAGAUGUAUUCUAUCAUACUUUGAAGAAGUUUCACCAGAAUGUGAAGAACAUUGUGACAUUUGCAUUGGAGAUAUACAAUCACAGAAAGACUGUACUAUAAACGCGUGUCAGAAAUUUUCCGGACUGUCAACUAAAAGCGGACUCUCAAAUUUCGGUGUUUUAUCUGCAGAACGCCACCUGAUGCAUACGCAAUUUCCGAGUAAAGUAUGCUUGAGCUAA
This is a messenger RNA of Paramuricea clavata, 840 nucleotides long. The record is from the annotation of a GenBank genome assembly. NCBI's taxonomy places the organism in Eukaryota, Metazoa, Cnidaria, Anthozoa, Malacalcyonacea, Plexauridae.